AUUUGCAAUGUGUCUGCCACGUUUCAGCGAGCGAUGAACAUGACGCUCCAAAAUUUCGUCAACAAGACACGGGUGACGCAAGGGAUGAUUAACUUCUGCGUGAUCGUGUACAUGGACGAUAUCCUGGUCUAUUCGGAAACCUAUCACGGGCACGCGCAACAUAUCAACUGGACAUUGGGCGCAUUGCGAGACGCUGGGUUCAAGAUUGCGCUCGAGAAGAGCGAAUUUUUCCUCUCGGAAAUUUCGUUCUUGGGCUAUGUCGUGACACGUGGAGGAUUGAGGCCGGACUCGAGAAAAGUUGCGGCGGUGAAGGAAGCCCCGGUUCCCACGUCACUGACGCAGGUUCGAGCCUUCUUGGGGCUGGUGUCGUACUACCGGCGCUUCAUCAAGGGUUUUGCCGCGAUUGCACGACCACUAACAAAUCUGUUACGAAAGGACCAGCCUCUCAACUGGGACGCGGAGUGCCAGCAGGCCUUUGCAACCCUCAAAGACGCUCUGGCGACGACCCCUAGUUUGAUUCGGCCGGACCCCUCGAAGCAGUUUAUUCUCAUCACAGACUGGCAACCGGAAGCUAUUUCCGCUAUUCUAGCGCGGAAGGGGAACGAUGGUCGAGAACACGUCAUCGAGUACGCGUCACGCACCGUACCGGACGAACGAAGGAACGACUCCGCACCUCAAAGCGAGUGUUAUGCGGUAGUCUGGGGAAUCCAACACUUCCAUCCGUAUCUCUACGGACAGAAGUUUCGCCUCGUGACGGAUCACGAGUCUCUGCUAGCAUUGAAGAAGCUCACCAACUACACGGGCAUGAUUGGCCGUUGGGCAGUGCGACUGCAAGAGUACGACUUCGAUAUCGUCCACCGGAAGAUAGAGCGACACGGCAACGCGGACGGAUUGACACGUCUGCAUCGACCUGCCAAGGUACCAAAGGGCGAGGAAAUUACACCGUGGAAAGAGCCGGACUUGACUAACGAGCCGAAAUACGGGUCCGCGUCAGAGACUGUGGAGUUGCUCGUCAUUCAGGCGUGGAGGACCAAUGUGGCGGGGGACCUUCUAGGAUUCGUCUUUGGAGCAGUGGAUCGGGGAAACCGAUCACAGAUCGCGCGCGAACUUACGAUUGUGAUCGCGCGACUGGCAGACGAGCUCCCCCUUGACAUCGUCUCUCAGAGCGACGAAGAACCCGUGCCACAUACCCUCUCGAGGGACCUCGUUCCAAGCCUCCAGUGGUCGGUUUGUAUCGAGGAGCGUUGGGCGGACGACCGUUUUCCCUCCCGUAGCGAGUACCUGGACGUCCACAGCCUGACUAAUCCCCGCUUCUUUCGGCAACCAACGGCGUUCGAGUGGGCGGCGCUGAGAGCAGAAGAGGAGGCCGAAGAGGAAUCGGAAGGAGAAUUGAGGAGAGAGGCCGGGGAAGCAGCGGCCCGAUUGGCCGAGGACGAGGAAGAAGAGCGCGAAGCUGAAGAAGAAGAAGAAGAAGCAGAGGAGGAGACCUCGGAGGAAGAGGAAGAAACCUAUAGUGAGUACAGCGAGGGCGAGCAAAGUGAGGAGGAGGACGAAGACGACGAAGAAGUGGAAAGUGGAGACGACCAGGCGCCAACACACGACGACGAGCUCGAGUGGGUGCCAGGACCGGAUCGACGAGAGGAGAACCCUGAGGCUGCUGCGCAGCGCAAGAAAGAGAUCGCGGAAGGUAAGCAGCAAGCGAUCGAUCCCGCACCGAACGAUCCCUUCAAGGAUCCCGAGCCGCCCAAGCCGGAACAUGGAGACCUUGCUGCCACGACCUCGAGAGCCGCGACGACAAGGCGCCGACCUUGAUCCCGAUCCUUGUCCCCCUCCGCCUCCGCCCGUCCCCCAAUUCGUCAACGUGUCAAUGAGGGGUUUAGCCCUUCGU
Chara braunii is the source of this 1888-nucleotide messenger RNA. NCBI's taxonomy places the organism in Eukaryota, Viridiplantae, Streptophyta, Charophyceae, Charales, Characeae. The record is from the annotation of a GenBank genome assembly.